This is a messenger RNA of Cuscuta europaea, 1592 nucleotides long. NCBI's taxonomy places the organism in Eukaryota, Viridiplantae, Streptophyta, Magnoliopsida, Solanales, Convolvulaceae. The record is from the annotation of a GenBank genome assembly.
CGGGCGAACACGUAUGGCCUUCUUAAUCCAUCCACUUAGUAAGAAAUGGACCUUCUUUCACUUCAUCAAAAUUCCCUCCAUCUCCCUUUCUUCACUUCAUUUCUUUCUUCAUUAAGAAAUGAAGCCCAAGUUCCUUUCACACUCUCUCAUCUCUCUGCUCAGCUUUCCCGUUUUCUGUUUUCUCGAUUUCCUUGACGUUCUCCUCUGCCUAGCAUACCGAUUCAUCGAUUCCUUCCUCGAAGAAACUUACUCUUCCCCAUGCUACUGCUGCUCACCUGGUGAAGUACAGAGCUCCCUGAAAAUGGCGGUGGACGGUGAAAGCGAGAUGUCUGUCACACUCUACCGGAGGAAAAACGUUUUUCGGCGAAUGGCCGUGCUCGCGAACGGGGCGGGUGGAGGCCGGAGUCGCGAAUGUGUGGGGAGUGGAAAAGGAAGAGGGAACAGGUGGUCUGACUGUGGAUGCGAGCCUUGCAUUGCUUGGAUGAAGAAAGGCGAGAAUGGCGGAAUCUCUUAUUUGAGGCUCCAUUUAGUUGUCCGAGAACCAUCUGCAUCUGCAGGUAAGUUGGAGGAUCCCAAUGGUAAGACUACAGAAAACAUAAUAUUUUUGCACGGCUUCAUGGGAUCGUCAUCGUUUUGGACACAAACAGUAUUUCCCUAUCUGUCUGAUAAUUCAAUGCAAAAGUACAGAUUGUUUGCAGUGGACCUACUGGGAUUUGGACAAAGCCCAAAGCCAAGGGAUUGUUUUUAUACUAUGAGGGACCAUUUAGAAAUGAUUGAGAAAACAGUUAUUAUUCCAUUUAAGUUGAAAUCUUUUCACCUGGUUGCUCACUCCAUGGGAUGUGUGAUAGCUCUAGCAUUAGGAGCAAAGCAUGCACAGUCUGUGAAAUCAAUCACAUUAAUAGCGCCUCCAUACUUCCCUGCUGAUGCGGGGAAGGAUGCUAGUUUAUCCACCUUAGAGAAAGUUGCAGCGAGACGAAUAUGGCCACCAGUGUUAUUUGGUUCAGCAUUCAUGUCAUGGUAUGAGCAUCUCGGUCGGUGUGUAUGCUUCAUUAUUUGCCGGAACCACAGAACCUGGGAGUGGAUUUUGAGAAAAAUAACUGGAAGAGAUCUGCAUUUCACAUUGGUGGACAUGACACGGCAUACUCACCAUUCGGCCUGGCACACCAUGCAUAAUGUGAUUUGUGGUGGAGGAAAAAUGAUGGAUAAGUACUUGGAAGCUUUAACAAGCUGUGGGGUGAAAAUGAACAUUAUUCAUGGGUCUGAGGACCAAGUGGUGCCAUUGGAAUGCAGUGAGAAGUUGAAGAUGAAAGCUGGAGAUGCCAAAGUGAAAUUUAUUGCAGGUGCAGAUCAUUCUUCUGUGAUUAUGGGCAGAGAAAGGGAUGUCACUAGGGAUUUACAGCAAUUUUGGGCAUCAAUUACUAAAUAAUUCACAUCUGGAAUAUUCUUUUAUCCCUCCCACCUUUCCAAUCUAGUGCUUCACAGCCCUUCACAGCCCCUAGACAUGUUACUUCUGCUGAUUAACCAAUAACAAGCCCAGAGCGAAUUAUUCUUUGGCCUUUUACUAUACAAUACCUGUACACAAUGCAAAUAAG